Drosophila sulfurigaster albostrigata is the source of this 3989-nucleotide messenger RNA. Its product is annotated as LIM homeobox transcription factor 1-beta. The transcript is spliced from 6 exons. Gene Ontology annotation, molecular function: DNA-binding transcription factor activity, RNA polymerase II-specific; RNA polymerase II transcription regulatory region sequence-specific DNA binding. Gene Ontology annotation, cellular component: nucleus. The record is from RefSeq and is a predicted model, not a curated record. Gene Ontology annotation, biological process: regulation of transcription by RNA polymerase II; neuron differentiation. The coding region runs from base 1454 to 3244 and encodes 596 amino acids. NCBI's taxonomy places the organism in Eukaryota, Metazoa, Arthropoda, Insecta, Diptera, Drosophilidae.
GGUUACAGAUCAGGUGGACAAAUAGGAAGCGAAGAUAAUUAUAAUCAUAAUGAGCAUACGCAUGGCAGGACUCAGAAGCUCUCUUGGUAAAUGACGGCUAAGUGGCCUUCGCCUGCACUAAUUGUGAGUAACACGUUCACGUUUACGAAACUUUCUGAGAAUUUCCCUCGGAAAACACCAGACUCGGCAGGCAGAAACGCAGUCAUGGAGUCAGGGAGUGUCGACUGGCUAGACCAGACGAGAGACCAGCUAUUUCUGUAUUAGACAUUAAAGUUUUUGGGCCAACGAGCAGCGCCAAGAAGCAAGCUCGUUUAAUAGACCGAAAUUCAUUCUGGGCAAAAAGUUUAAAGUGUCGGCAUCGCGCGCCGACAUUUAUCAGUCAUUAACACAACCAACUACACAAAAUUGUCCGGAGAAUGUGGAGAUGGCGCUGAGUUGAUGGCGCCGCACGAUGAAGGACAAUUAAAGCCGCAUUGUCUUUAAUUUGCUUGAAAAUUGAAAAUCAAUAAAUUUAAAACAAAAUAUAUAUAUAUGACAAUAGAAAAAAAAACGGCAAAAAAAUGAAACGCAUGGCCCUGCCAUAGAUUCGAUGGCUAGAGAAAAAUCUCUUUAGGGAUGGAUGCGGUUCGUGUGUUGUUCUUGUCGUUCUCCUCGCUCGGUUCAGAUUGUUGUUUUUAUUACUGCCGUGUUGUUGCUGUUGGGUCGCAGCGAGUAGCAAAGCAAGCACGAAAUCGCCGAGCCAAACAUCCUUUGUCAAUACAAAAUACGUACAACAAAACAAAUAAAACGCACAACAACAACAGCAUCGCGUAGAAUGGCAACAAAGACAAAAGUCAAAAGUGCAAAAACAAAAGCAAAACGAAUGAAUCUUGCGCCCCCAAAAUGCAAGCCGAUAAACGAGCAUCGAGUUCAAGUCCGACGCAUGCGCCCAAACAGGCGGGGAAAAUCCCAUGAACUGGCCUCAAAUGGGGAUGGGAUAGGAUUGUCCUUGGGUAUGGGUUGGUGGAUAUUAUAUGGCCGGAUAAAAUGGCGUUGGCCCACCCACACACACACACAUACUGAAUAGAGAGCAGAGCAGAUUUCUCCUCCAUUUUGGAGAAAAUUUCCUGCAGAGUCGCCACGUCUGGCCGAGCUGAGCAAAUGAUUUUUAACAAAUUUCAUUAACAUCAGAGGUCCGUAAUCAUUCAAGCAUCGCGUUUCGUAACUGGCCUGCCGAUACCUUACUCGACGCUGGCCACUCCAUUAUAAAGACUACGACUACCGAUGCAUCUUGCACUUUCCUCACGUGGCAUUCCGUUUAACCGCAGUCCUUGCUAAACUAUGUGAAAAGUGUCAAAAAAUACACCGAAAUUACUUUAACGAUUUAUGUCAAACAAUCACAAAACGCGACCGCUAAUCAGCUACUAAUUAUUUCUCAAUUCGCACCUAACACUGGAUUCACUCUUCAUCAGAAAUGAUCGACGAACAGCAUCCAAUGCAAAUUGGUUUGUUUCCAAUGGACAUCAAAUGUCAACAGCAACAGCAGCAGCAGCAACAACAACAACAGCAACAGCAACAACAACAGCAGCAUCAGCAACAUGUAGCUGGAGCAGGACAUGCGAUGUGCCCCAUUGCAAUGGGGCACAAUCAACUGCUGUUGAACGGAAAUGAGCGCAUGUUAACAACACCAACAGCAACACAAACAACAGCAGCAACAACAGUAACACCAAAUGGCAACUGUCAAGCAGCAAGCAAACCAGCAGCAGCAGCAACAACAACAACUGGAGGUGGAGGAGGCGCUGCGGCAGCCGGUGGAGGUGACAAAAUGGCGUCAGCGAGCCAGAAUGUCAACGGAAGUUGUAUGAACCACAACAGCAGCAUGGCCACUGCACACCAGCAACAACAACAGCAGCAACAGCAAGCCAUGUCUAUGGCCAGACAGGGACUGGGACCUGGACCACCAAUGCAAAUGCCGCCUGGCCGCAUUGCCUUGGGCAAGUGUAGUCUCAACGAGCUGGAUGGUUACUCCACAGCCACUUCGAUAUCCACAUCCACAUCGACACCCACAACUGCAUCCACACCCGCAUCGCUCACACCGCAAGCGCCUCAAAUGCUGCAACAGCAUCACUCGGCUGUGGCAGCAAUGGGAGUGAUGGGCAUCGAUGUGGGGUUGGCUGGCGUGGGCAUGGCUGGUCUGGCUGUCAACCACUGCGCCUAUUGCUGCCAGCCAAUUUGUGAUCGUUACAUAAUGCGCGUCGCGGACAACUCCUUCCACGAGGGUUGCCUCAAGUGCACCGCCUGCUCCAUGCACCUCGUGCACUCCUGCUAUGCACGCGAUGGCAAACUCUACUGUCGCAUCGACUAUGAAAGACUCUACUUACGCAAUCGUUGCCUUGGCUGUGGCCAUAAAAUAGCCGCCGAUGAGCUGGUCAUGCGCUCCCAAGAGAGCAUCUUCCAUCUCAAGUGCUUUGCCUGCGUCGUCUGCGGCGCACUCCUGAAGAAGGGCGAGCAAUAUGUGGUGAAGCAGGGUCAGCUCUUCUGUCGCUUCGACUACGAGAAGGAGGUGGAAAUGUUGCAGGGUUACGAUUUUUAUGGCGAUGAGAUGUUUCCACCGAAGCUGGAUGGACGACGAGGUCCCAAAAGACCGCGAACUAUACUCAACACACAGCAGCGUCGUGCCUUUAAGGCAUCCUUUGAAGUGUCACCGAAACCGUGUCGAAAGGUUCGAGAAAACUUGGCUAAGGAUACUGGCUUGAGCUUGAGAAUUGUGCAGGUGUGGUUCCAGAACCAACGUGCCAAAGUCAAAAAGAUACAGAAGAAGGCGAAGCAGGAACCCCCAGCCAAGGGAGUCAGCGAUUCACACUCACAGGACUCUCAGGAGUCACAGGACAGUACUCUAACAACCAAGAUUAAGGACGAGGCGCACAGCGAUAGCGAGUCACAGCAAGAAUCGCCUUUUUCUUCAACCUCCGAAGGACUGUCAAGGCUACGCUGCAACGUCAAAGACGAACAGGAACAGGGAUCGCUCAGCUGCAUGGAGACAAACAAGGAAAACUGCAAUAAGAACAACGAGCCGAUACUCAAUACAAUACUGGGCUUGAGCUAUGCAACGUUUCAGCAGCUGAUGGGACCUUUCACGCAGACGCCGAUGAUCAAUCCGAUCGAUCGAUUAUACAGCAUGCAGAGCUCUUACUUUCGACCCGAGGAACUGGGCGCCUAUGGCGAAUGCGGUGGCGGUGGCGGCAAGGACUCAAUGGAGCAUUAACUUGGCUCUGCCUGAACAGAAUUUUAAGCCCAAAAUCAAAAUUAGAAGUUGUAAAAUAAACAAAACAAAAAAAAUGUUAAUGUGCUUGCGUUGACCUCGUUGCUUGACCGGCAAAACAAAAACAAUCCCAAUCGGAAACUGCAGCACGUGCACACGUGGAUCCAACCCCAAUGGAUAAAGCAGGACAACAAUAACAUUGGGCAACCACCCGGCGCAAGGUUGCGAGACUUUUUUGGUUGUUCUGCAGGUGCAGGCCUUGAAAUUUGUUCCGCUCAGUUGACAAGAACAAAGCAUUUGCCAUGCCGCAGUCUGAACUGAACAGCAGCGGCAGCAGCAGCAGCCACAGCCACAGCCUCAGUCACCCCUGGUGAUGGGCCCAAAAUGGGCGUAAAAUACCGAUUCGUCAUGCAUUGUUUUUGUCCUUGCUCUAUGGUCGACCCUGUUGACAGCGCCGAGCUGUCAGUGUCGCCGCGCUGAGAGUCAAACGAUGACUCCUCAUCCAACCACCACCACGACUGGCGCAACUUGCUCGCUUGGCUGUUGAUAGACGAGGGAUUGGGGAGUAUUUGUGGCAUGCAGAGGCCACGAAUAGCAUUGGCAUGCAAUAAGUUUGCCGAACAAGGAAGCGGGGGCGGGGCCUGGUCUUGGUACUGGGGCUGAGGCUACGAUUCGUUUGUAACCCGAACUAUUUGGCAGUGCACUUCGAACUCCAAACUUCGCGGUGUCCACGAAAAAUUUAACUUAA